Molecule: messenger RNA, 2094 nt
Organism: Brienomyrus brachyistius
Lineage: Eukaryota; Metazoa; Chordata; Actinopteri; Osteoglossiformes; Mormyridae
Gene: plppr1
Product: phospholipid phosphatase related 1
Exons: 8
Coding region: 445-1443 (332 amino acids)
Biological process (GO): phospholipid metabolic process; phospholipid dephosphorylation; signal transduction
Molecular function (GO): phosphatidate phosphatase activity
Source: RefSeq, a predicted model, not a curated record
GCGAAACUCUGAACCUUUCUGAUCCGGCCCAGAAACAUUUCAAUUCCAUCCCGGUUGGUGCCAGGGUCCUCUGAGGGGUCCGUGCUGGGUGGCGGAGCCAUUUGGUGCGACAUCUUGAGUGACAAAUCCGCCCCACUUCCCGACGUGGCGGCAGUGGUGCGGUCGGCUUGAUGCGGCACGUUCUCCUGCCCCCGGCCCAUCCUGCCACUUCUUUUGCCGGCGAGCCGAGCAGCAACUUGCAUUCCUCCAGGCUUUAGAUACCGUGUCGAAGCUAGAUGUUAAGUACAGCCGCUUAGCACCAAUGUAAUGCUUCGAAUUGCUGACUUUGACUGUGACUUUGGGCCCAUCUGUUCCUGAUAAAUGUUUGUUUGACUUUUCCCCACAAGGAGCAUCCCUCACACGGGAACACGGUGUCGAUGGGGAAGCUGUUCCAGAUCCUGACCAAUGGUGAGACCUACACCCAAGAAGAUGGCCUCCGAGAACCUGCUUCGGAGCUACUCCAUAAUUCCCUGCUUCAUCUUUGUUGAGCUGGUCAUCAUGGCCGGUACGGUGCUGCUGGCAUACUACAUGGAGUGUACGGACACCUUCUCUGUGCAUAUCCAGGGCUUCUUCUGCAACGACGCUGAUCUUCUGAAGCCCUACCCAGGGCUGGAGGAGGACAGCUUUGUGCCUCCUCUCAUCCUCUACUGUGUGGUGGCUGCUGCCCCCACCGCUGUGAUUUUCAUAGGGGAGGUCUCCAUGUAUAUUGUGAAGUCGACGAGGGAGGCUCUCAUAGCCCAGGAGAAAACCAUUGUGACAGGGGAGUGCUGUUACCUCAACCCCCUCAUCCGCAGGAUUAUACGCUUCAUCGGCGUUUUUGCUUUCGGCUUGUUCGCCACGGACAUCUUCGCCAACGCUGGCCAGAUCGUGACUGGGAAUCUCUCACCAUACUUCCUGAAUGUGUGCAAGCCCAACUACACGGGCACAGACUGCCGCUCCAACCACCAGUUCAUCGCCAACGGCAACAUCUGCACCGGGGAUCAGGCGGUGGUGGAGCGAGCCAGAAGGUCCUUCCCUUCCAAGGAUGCAUCGCUCAGUAUUUACUCGGCUGUCUACAUGACGAUGUACAUCACCAGCACAAUAAAGACAAAAAGCAGCCGACUGGCCAAGCCGGCACUGUGCCUGAGCACCCUGUGCGCGGCGUUCCUCAUGGGCCUGAACCGGGUGUCAGAGUACCGGAACCACUGCUCCGACGUGAUCGCGGGCUUUAUCCUGGGAAGCACCAUCGCCCUAUUCCUGGGGAUCUGUGUCGUCCACAACUUCAAAGGCGUCCAUGCCGCCCCUGUCAAGCGGAAAGGGGAGGAGUACCGCGGCCUGCCCCUCAUGACCUUCCCGCGGGUCGAGAGCCCCUUGGAGACCCUCAGCGCACAGAACCACGCGGCGUCGAUGACGGAGGUCACAUGACUAAAGGGCCAGCACAGGGUCACGUUCGCCUCACCUCAACACCUCUAGACACAAAAGGAUUUUUGUACUGUGUCACACCCUCGGAAGAACAGUAUUAUGUUGUAUGUAGUUAGAAGCAGAUGUUUUUUUGUACAUUUUGUAUAAGGAAGUGCUGUAGUUAAUCCCACUGUCCGCUUUGAACUAUUACAUGGUCAAGAUUUAUGCAUCCCUUCUCUCCUUUUACAUUAUAGAGAAAAUAUAUAUAUAAUAUAUAUAUAUAUAUAUACGAAGAAGAUAUUGAAAUAUUGAUGUCGUUAUGGUGGUAUUUGUACGAGCAAAUCUUUUUAUUAUGGUUUCUGUAAAUCUUUGAUGAUUUUGUAUCAUUAUUUUUUGGUUAUCUCUGUACAAAAUUCAAUAUUUUUUGGCUAAUUCUUGCCUGCAAUUCCUCAGCAAUGUUUUGGUAUUCAUAUCUAGGAAAAAAAGUGAAAUAUUGUGUCAGCCUGAGUUCACGUUACAUGUUUUUUACUUUCGCAUGGAAGCAUACAAUCUUUAUAUCGCAGAUCGAACCCUAUUUGUACAUUGUUUUCUUAAAAGUUGGCAUUUCCUCUGAAAUGCUGUAUAUUUUUUCUUGAUUUUUACAUUUGUCCACAAAAUAAAUAGUCGGUAGCCUCA